This is a messenger RNA of Pungitius pungitius (ninespine stickleback), 1424 nucleotides long. It is a transcript of the gene tmub1, whose product is annotated as transmembrane and ubiquitin-like domain containing 1. The transcript is spliced from 3 exons. NCBI's taxonomy places the organism in Eukaryota, Metazoa, Chordata, Actinopteri, Perciformes, Gasterosteidae. Gene Ontology annotation, molecular function: protein binding. Bases 301 to 1110 code for a protein of 269 amino acids. The record is from RefSeq and is a predicted model, not a curated record.
UAAUAAUAAUAUAACAUGCUGUUGAUACUUGAGAUAAAAUGAUUGCGGCUUCUAAACUAACUGUUUUAUAGACUUCUCCAUCUGAUUGGUCAAUAUAACUAUGAAUCUAUGACGACCCAUUUCUGCUUCUUUAACACGUCACUUUAGCGUCAGAACCACAGAAGAAGAAGCCGCAGCAGCCGGAAGUGUGUACGGAGCCGAUUAGCCUGAUUAGCUCGCAGGCUAACGCUGUGUGACAUGAGCUUUCUAGGAUAUGAGGUUUCUAAGCUGAACACUGUGUGACCUGCGUUGCCGGGGGCGAUGGCUCUGAUUGAAGGAGUAGGGGACGAGGUGACACUGCUGUUUGGCGCGCUGCUGGCCCUCCUGGUGCUGCUGCUCGCCUGGAUCUCGACCCGCACCUCGGAGCCCCCAGAACACCUUUUCACCUCCACCAUAGGCCCCGCCCCUUCACUGGGGACCAGCGCCGUCCAUGAAGACACCCCCCCUUCCUCUUCCUCCUCACCCUCCAGUUCUGUGACAGAAGCUCUGCCCACAAACCCCUCCAUCCAGGGGGAGAAGGGGGCAGGGACGCAUGAGAGCGGGGAGGCGGGAGGAGGAGAUGUUGUUGGGAACAGAGAGGCUGGAGGAGGAGGAGUAGAAGAAGAUGAUGAAGACUCUUCGUCGUCCCAGAGGAACAUGGUGGUCAGACUGAAGUUUCUGAAUGACACAGAGAGAACGGCUCAGGUCAAACCACAGGACACCAUCGGCUACAUCAAACGGACCUACUUUGCCGGUCAGGAGCAGCAGGUCCGGUUGAUCUACCAGGGUCAAUUGCUGCAGGACGACGCUCAGACCCUGUCUUCUCUGAACCUGGUUCACAACUGUGUCCUCCACUGUCACAUCUCGCCGCACGCCAGCCGGGGGGCGGCGGGGGGGCCGCGGCCCGUGGACCAGGUGCAGGUGGCUCUGAACGUGGGCAGCCUGAUGGUGCCGCUGCUGGUCCUCAUGCUGUCGGUGCUGUGGUACUGUCAGAUCCAGUACAGGCAGUUCUUCACCGCCCCGGCCACCGCCUCGCUGGUCGGAGUCACCAUCUUCCUCAGCCUGGUGGCCUUCGGAGUCUACCGCCGCUAGCUGCUUUCUGAUUGGCCGCUGGCCUCAGAGCCAGCAGAGACUUAAAACAGACGUUGCUAGUUGAUCCUUUUUUUCCGUUGCCAUGGAGAUGCCGAGUGCUAUGAGGACUUUGAUUUGAGUUGCUGUGUUUUUUAGAUCACGUUUCUCUGUAGGUUUCUCAUCAUCGUGCCUCUCUUACUUCCUGGUUUGUCUGGUCCUGAAGGUUUUGGACCGACACCAGACUGUAGACUGGACCCGUCUGUCUGCUGGACAAACGUCUUUUGUGUCAAUUACAGGUUUUGAAGAGAAAAAUUCUAUUAAAUCAUUUAUUUAUC